AUGAGGGUCGAGUUCGCGGUGCCCUCGCCCUCCGACAGCUCCACGGACUACCAGCUGGACAUGCCGGCCAACUCCGCGGACGGCGCGCCGCCCCAGGCCGCGCAGCCGCCGACGUCGCAGCCGCACAAGAACCUGCGGCGCGUCAACACGUUCACGGGCGCGGCCAACGAGGAGGAGCAGCGCAAUAUCAUCUCGCUGCGGUACCGAGCCGACAGUAUGGCGGACUCGGUGGCGUCCGACACCAAGCCCAACGCGGAGACCAAGCUGUGGAACCUCUUCGAGAAGGUCUUCUGCUUCCUCAAGGGCAUGACCAUCUACCAGACGCGCCGCCGCCUCAAGUUCACGAUCGUGUCGCAAACCAUCAUCAACUCGCUGCGUAUUUUCCCCAUCAUCCUGGGGCUCAACUUCCAGGCCACGGUGCCCGUGCUCAUCCUGUACGUGACGCUGGUGCUGGGCUGGCACGGCACCAAGUUCCUCGUGCCCAACUUCCUGCUUAGCUACAAAAUCGGCAUGCAGCUCACGCUGCUCGUGGACGUCAUCUGGUACUACAAGGGCUACAACGGCAAGCUCAACAGCGUCAGCAGCGGCACGUCCGUGCUGCUGCAGGGCUUCUUCUCGAUCUUGCUGACCAUGCUCAACAUCACGGGCUUCAUGUACGGAUGGAAGCUCCGCCGCAUCGUCAAGGCCGUGCAGAACCAGCGCGAGUGCGACCGCGCAGCGCUGGCCACGACCAUGCCGUCCCCACAGCGCGCCAACUCUCUCCACCAGACGUUGUCGAUCAAUCCUUCAGCGGAGAUGGACGAGGACGAAGGUCCGUCCGCUCGACGGAAGAUUGUGGUCGGCCCGGGGGUUCCGAACAACAGGUUGCGACGCACUCAGUCGGGUGUGUCACUCCAGGUCCCCGAUGCGCUGAAGACCAAGAAGCGGCGGAUGAAGGAGGCAGAAGCACAGGGUGAAGCCCCUGUCUUCUGCUCCAACCUCAUCAUCACGAGCAAGUACACGUACUACAACUUCCUGUUCGUGUUUCUCAAGAUGCAGUUCAGCCGACUCGCGAACCUGUACACGACCAUUGUGGUGGCGCUCUGUUUCUUCGACUUCUCGCCGGUGAGCCCCGUGGCUAGUCUUACACCACUGUUGAUUGUGUUCGCGACUUCUGCGCUGAAGGAUGUGAGCGAGGACCUUCGCCGUCAGAAGGGAGAUGCAUUAGUGAAUUCCAGGCCGGCACACAUUAUCCGUCGUGACGUGCUAGACGAAGUGAUGCACAUCGAUGGAACGUGGCAGGACAUUGAGGUGGGAGACGUGUUGCUGCUGAAGGAUGGUGAUCAGGUCCCGGCCGAUUGUAUUCUGCUAGCUACAAGUCGACCUGAUGGUCGUUGUUACGUGGAAACAGCCAACUUGGAUGGCGAGACGAACCUCAAGAUCCGACAGGUGGCCAGCUGCACGAAGCACUUUCUGACUGCAGAAGAGAUUUUGGAGCAGCACAAGCUUGAGGUGGAGUGCGACGUGCCCAACAAGGAUCUCUUCUACUUUGAUGGUGUGUUGAGACUCGGAAAGAUUGCGGAUGAUGCCGUCGUGGAUGCCAACAAGGAGGAUACCGACACCAGUUUGACUAUGGACAAUUUGAUUUUGCGUGGCAGUGAGAGCCGUAACGCAGAGUGGACGCUUGGACUUGUGAUCUACACAGGAAGGGAAACGAAGGUGCAGAUGAACUCCGUCGCUGUGCCGCUGAAGCGUAGCUUCGUGGAGAAGACGUUGGAUACGAUGUUCGUGCUGGUGCUGAUGCUGCUGUUCGGUAUUUCGAUUGCUUGCACGUUGGGAAACAACAACUGGAAUUUGGAUCUGGCCGAUGAGACGACGCCGUGGUAUAUCAAGGAAGACUCCAACGGAUAUAUCUUCCUGAGUUACGUGAUUUUGUUCAACAACUUGAUCCCGCUUUCCAUGUAUGUGACGAUGGAAGGUGUGCGCUUCGUUCAUGCACGCUACAUUGAAAAUGAUUUGGAGAUGUACGACGCAAAGACGGAUACCCCCGCUCAGGUUCGCAACAGCAACAUCAAUGAAGAUCUCGGCCAGAUUCAGUACAUUUUUUCCGACAAGACGGGUACGCUGACGUGCAACGAAAUGAUAUUCGCAAAGUGCACUAUCGGAGGACUACGCUACAAUGACAUUGAGGUGGACCCCGCGAAGCCCGCGAGGCCUGGUACGCGGUUCAAUGACGGGCGCUUGAUCGCUCGUUUGAACUCAAACCAUUCGACGAAGAAAGAGAUCCACGACUUCUUGUUGCUGCUCACGAUUUGCAACACUGUCAUCCCGGAGACCACUGUCCCGACAUCACCUGCGUCCAGCAGUGAAUCCUGCUCGGUUCAGACUCCAACCAUCAAAUACAACGCGUCGUCCCCCGAUGAGGAGGCGCUGGUGCUGGCAGCUGCCGACCUCGGAUACGUGCUCGAGUCGCGUGACGGACCGAUGUGCAACACGCUCCUUCAGGGAAGACCCAUGUCGUUUGAAAUUCUGAAUGUGCUUGAGUUCAACAGUGACCGAAAGCGUAUGUCGGUGAUCGUUCGAUUUCCUGACGGGAACAUCGUGCUCUACUGCAAGGGUGCCGAUGACGUAAUUUUCGAUUUACUCUCGAAGUCCCAGCCUCAAGGUGUGGCUCACGUGACCCGUGGCCAUCUUCAGGAAUACGCCUCAGAGGGUCUUCGAACGCUGACGACCGCAAUGCGUCGCCUUACCCAGGAGGAGUACGACCAGUGGAACCACUUGUACCGCCAGGCCGAAUUGUCUAUGGAGGGACGUGCCUCGAAGAUUGCAAAGGUAUCGGCUAUUAUUGAGGUCGAAUUGACGCUGCUCGGUGCAACAGCCAUUGAAGAUCGAUUGCAAGACGGCGUGGAGGAGUCGAUAUGCGCCUUGCGGAAAGCUGGCAUUAAAUUUUGGGUGCUGACGGGUGACAAGAAGGAAACUGCUCUUAGUAUCGGCAUGUCGUCGCACGUGAUCGAUGAUAAUAUGGAUGUUAUCGUGCUGAGCCAGCGCGACAAGGGAUCGCUCCGCACAAGGCUCGAAGAGCUGUACGUUGACCUUGUGGAGGACAAAUGGGGUUCAGAUGAAACCUCGUCGGCCAUUAGUGUAUUGUGGGAGGCGUUGAAGCGGGCGAUCCUGUACCUGUGGGAUCUUGUCAAGUUGGCUCUUGUAGGACGUGAUGAAGAAGCUGAGGCCCGGAAGAAGCGUAGACGCUUGCCUCGUCGCCAACAUGCUGGGGCUGAUGCAACGCCUACCGAUAGCCCUGUUCACUACGACGUGGUGUAUCCGGCUCUACCGAACCGCGACCUAUCUGAGAACAGCUUUGAGCGUGGUUUGUGCGACCAUGAUUUCGAGCCAAAGGCGGAUACGAUGACGGGUGGCACUGGCAGUAUGAGCAGCGGCGACUAUGUCGAUGAGGAACUCGAGUUUGCCAUGGUGAUCGAUGGCAAGACACUCGCCUUGGUGCUGGAUGACGACAUUAAGUAUCUGUUCUUGGCGGUGGCAACGCAGUGCAAGUCGGUGAUUUGCUGUCGCUGCUCUCCGUCCCAAAAGGCCUCAGUGGUGAAGCUUGUUACGGAACCCACACUCAUGUUUUCACCCGGCAAUAUUACGCUAGCAAUCGGCGACGGUGCCAAUGACGUGCCCAUGAUUCAGGCUGCGAACGUGGGUGUCGGAAUCAGUGGCAAAGAGGGCCGCCAAGCUGUUCUCUCCAGCGACUACUCCAUUGCGGAGUUCCAGUAUCUGAAACGUCUACUCCUGGUUCACGGCAACUACAGCUACAAGAGAAUCUCGAAACUAAUCCUGUUUUCCUUCAUGAAGAACGUGGCGCUGUCGCUCUCGAACUUCUUCUUGGCGAUGGAGACGUUGUACAGUGGUUUGCUGAUGUACUUCAGCAUCUUCUUUACGCUUUACAAUGCGCUGUUCACGACGAUUCCGAUCGUUGUUAUCGCCAUGUACAACCAAGACGUGUCGCCUGCCGUGCUCAUGCAGUACCCGACGCUGUACGUGAACGGUCUUAAGAACCGUUCGUUCAAUUGGCUUUCCUUCUUCGGCUGGUGUGUGCUGGGCGUGUGGCAUGCGUAUGUGGUCUAUGCGGUGCCAUUCUUCACGAACGGUUCCAUCGUCUGGUACUUCUCCAGUGGCUCAACGAAUCUUCAAUUUGACAAGCGCGAUCUUGGUCUUUGGGCGGAUGGUGUGGCCUCGUACACUUAUCUGAUCACAGCGUCGACGGUGCAAGUGUCGCUGAUGACGAGCAACUGGACGCGGGCUAACGUCCUUUCGACUGUUGGCACGCUCGUGUUCUACUACCUCUUCACGGCAUUCUUUUGCUCUGUGUUUGGAUGGACCAAGACUGACUUUUACGAUACGGAGGUGGGCUACGGCGUGGCCUAUCAGCUUAUUCGCGAAGCGUGGUUCUGGCUUGGCCUCUUACUGGCGGUGGUAGUAGCCAUUCUACCUAAUUACAUUGCCAAGGCUGGACGAGUUCUGUUCUACCCGGAGCCGUCGCACCUGAUGCGUGAGUGGAAUCGUUUGGCUAAGGGUGAAGACGCCGCGGUGGUGGUUGAUUCCCCGCGCCUCGUUCGCCGCAACACGGGCUUCGCGUUUUCACACUGCCCCGGCGAGACGGAGAUGGCGCUGGGCAUCUACCGAAGCAGCAAUACGCGAGGUCAGACCCAAGCGGGGCAGAUGUCCGAUCUUUCGGACGUUGGUCUACGAGUGCAGUCGCCAUCGUCGUCUACUGCAGACGGGUCCUCGCCAUCCCCCAACUUGGGAUCCAAGGUGCUUGAGUAGUCAGUCUUGUCAUAGAAGUGUUGAACAAGACGUGUGCAAGCCGUUGCCCAGAAAGGCACCCGUAUCACGGCCAGUCUAAAGGAUUGCGUAGGGAAAGAUGCUGCUUUCUCACGAAAUAAACCGCUAAUAAACGUUGAGCGCGUGUACCAUACCACCCGUGCGUAGGGCAUUAAUUCAUAACACGAUACUGAACCACUCCCGAGGUGAGUUGCAAUCG
Messenger RNA from Phytophthora sojae, 5023 nucleotides. RefSeq lists its product as hypothetical. Gene Ontology annotation, molecular function: magnesium ion binding; ATPase-coupled intramembrane lipid carrier activity; ATP binding. Bases 1 to 4806 code for a protein of 1601 amino acids. The record is from RefSeq and is a predicted model, not a curated record. Gene Ontology annotation, cellular component: plasma membrane. Gene Ontology annotation, biological process: phospholipid translocation. The transcript is spliced from 2 exons. NCBI's taxonomy places the organism in Eukaryota, Oomycota, Peronosporomycetes, Peronosporales, Peronosporaceae.